GUCUAGUCUAAAUAGAAAAUUCAAUUCUUAACUUAAUGGAAGAAUGUCAUAUUCCAAAAAACGUCAACGAAUUGAUAACCAGCAUGAAAACAGAGAAUCGCCAUCUGAUCUGCAAUCUCAUUCUCAAAACAAAAGUAAAAAAGUAAUUCAUUCAAAGCAAGAUAGUGGAUUUGUUGAAGGUUCUAUCGUGUCCAUAAAAUUACAUAAAUUCUUGACGUAUGACUCAGUUGAAUUUAAAACUGGGCCCUAUUUGAAUAUAAUAAUUGGACCCAACGGUACAGGGAAGUCUGCUAUUGUGUGUGCUAUCUGUCUGGGCCUGGCAGGAAAAACUACAUGGUUGGGUCGAGCCAGUGAUGCCAAAGAUUUUAUCAAAUAUGGAUCUGAGAAGGCUAAAAUAGUUAUUGAAUUGUUUAAUCCCUAUGACGACAGCAAUUAUGUAAUUUCUAGAGAAAUCUACAGCAACAAACCAUCUCACUGGUGGAUCAAUGGGAGGACAACUACACAAAAAGCUGUUGAAGAAUGUGUAGCCAGUCUCAAAGUCCAAGUUGGAAAUCUUUGUCAGUUUUUACCUCAAGAAAAGGUUGCAGACUUUGCUCGAAUGACACAGCAAGAGUUGCUUGAAAACAUGGAGAAGGCUGUUGGUGUUGACAAUCUGUAUGAAAACCACCAGAAGUUGAAAGGUGCCAGGCAAGAGGCCAGGGUCCUGGAGCAAGAGGUUGAGAAGUUGGAGACAGAACUGAAUCAGGAGAAGCAGAAAAAUGCAAGAUUAGAAGAAGAUGUCAAAUCUUAUCAUGAUAGGCACACAUUUUUGAAGAAGGCUGAAGUUCUCAAAAUGAAGAAACCUUGGUUGGAAUACCAGUUGCUGAAAGAUCAGUAUGAGCGAGCUAAAACUGAAAAAGAUAAAAAACAUGAUGAGCUCAAGCAGGAAAGAAAAAUUAUCCAGCCUUUAGAAAAUAAAUGUGUGAAUUUAAAAAAACAAAAAGAAAUUUUAGAAAGAGUCACAAGAGAGUUGUCAACAACCAUAAGAUCUAAGGCAAAAGAGCUAGAAGCACAGAGUCAGGCAAUGAAUACUAAAACAGAAAAGAUAGCCGAGGUUAAAAAUGACUUUGAAGCAAAACUUAAAGAAGAAGAUGCUAGAAAGAAGAAACUCAGUGACCUUCAAGAGCAGCUUAAAGCCCUAGAACUUGGCCUAGCUAACAUGAAUGGAACAGAUGCUCAGUUGAUAGCUAAAGCUUUAGAAAACAUCUCAGAGCAAAUGAGGAAUGUCAAUGUGGAAAUAACAUCAGUGCACACUGAGGGGGAAGAAUUACAUAGAGAGAUAUCUCGUCUUAAGGCUGAUAUUCGGGAUACAGAAAAUCAAGUCCAUCACAUACAAGAUGUAAACAAUAGAAGACUGGAGAUACUACGUACCUUACAUUCAAAUACUUAUGAAGCUGUUAAGUGGCUCAGGGAAAACAAAUCACUUUUCAAGUCGACUAUUAAUGAGCCAAUGAUUUUAAGUCUGAAUGUGACCAGACCAGAGGAUGCCAAACUUGUUGAAUCUCACAUCUCCUUCAAUGACCUCAGAUCUUUUGUCUGUGAGGAUCCAGAUGACCUUGAUCUCUUCAUGCGAGAGGUCAAAAAUAAACUUAAGCUGCGUGUCAAUGCUGUCAAAGCCCCUUCACAGCCUGUUGAGUCUUUUAAGCCCCCUCAUCCUAUUGGACGUUACAGACAGUAUGGGUUUGAAAGGUAUAUGCAGAGCUUGUUUACCUGCCCUGACCCUGUGAUGAGGUACCUCUGUAUGAUGUACAGGGUCCACGCCAUACCUAUAGGCUCUAAUGCAAUAAAAGACAACAUUGAUCGCAUUUUAGCAGAGUGCCAAGAGCUGAGCAUAUUUUACACAUCAGAUGUUCAGUACUCCAUUAAAAAGUCUAGGUACACAGGUGAUGUAUCAUCAAGGAAUACAGCACUUAGGCGACCCAAAGCAUUAGCUGACUCCAUUAACACGGAAAGAGAACAGGAACUACUUAACCGUGUAAAGGAUCUGAUGAAGGAACAGAAAACCAAAGAAGAGCAGUACAAAAUUUUACAGAAGAAAUCUGAAGUGCUGGAGAUCCAGAUCAAUGACCUCAGGGAGCAAAAGAGAAACCAGCUGAAACAGAAAGAUCAAAGGAAAAAUGUAGAGAAUCAGAUAAUCACAAAAAAACAAAGGAUACAGCAGGUGAUGAGAGAAGAGGUCAACAUGCAGGCUGAAGAACAGAAGCUACAGACCCAGCUUAAGGCCAUUGUACACGACAAGUUCAAAUGUUUAGAAUUGAUGAAAAAUAUUUCUUUAGAUUGCAUUAAAAUAGCCAAAGAUAGAAUUAUAAAAAGCCUACAACUUGCUGAGCAUGUUCGUGAUUUCUCUAUUGUUGAAACAGAAUUUCAAAAUGCCAAGCAGAAAUUUGAAGGGCUUGAAAAAGAGGUGGUAGAGCUACAAGACCAUGUUGCAGACUUAAAACACCAGGCCAGGGAGAAACUGGUUGAUGCCAAGAGAAAAGCAGACAUUGGCAUGCAGGAUAACUUAGAAGAGAAGCUUACUGAGCGUGGUUUGUGGGAGGACUUCAAAAAUGCUCCCUCCAGACUGGACGAACUGGACAACGAGAUUCACAGCGUACAGGCAAGAGCUGAGGCCAUGUUUCAAGUUGAUGAAAAGGUGGUGCAAGAUUUUCGUAAAAGGGAAAAGGAAAUAGCAAAAUUAGAAAAGUUACUUCAUGAAACAGAGAGGAGACACCAAAGCCAUCAAAGUGAUAUAGCGGAAGUGAAGAGAAGAUGGCUGGAGCCUCUCAAUGAAUUGAUACAUAAAAUUAACAUAAAAUAUUGUUACUUUUUUUCAUGUUUAAAAUGUUGUGGGGAAGUGAGUCUCAGUAUUCCAGAAAAUACAGAUGAUUAUGAAAAGUAUGGAGUGUGCAUCAAAGUAAAGUUUCGAGAUGAUGAAAUUUUAAGAGAACUGAAUGCCCAUCAUCAGAGUGGUGGGGAGCGCAGUGUUUCAACUGUUUUGUUCAUGAUUGCACUUCAAGAGCUUACAAAAUGUCCCUUCAGAUGUGUUGAUGAAAUUAAUCAGGGUAUGGAUCCAAAGAAUGAAAGAAAAGUCUUUGAGCUGGUUGUCCAGACUGUUUGUAAAGCUAAUGCAUCACAGUAUUUUUUACUGACUCCUAAGUUACUUCCAGAUCUUGAAUAUGACAAAAAUGUCAGGGUUUUGUGUGUAUAUAAUGGACCACAAUUAAUGGAACAUAAAGAAUGGAACCUUAAAAAUUUUAUCAGGAGGAGAGCUGCUCUUGUUGUUAAUAAUAACACUAACUCUUAAUGAUAUCAGCUGUACAUUUAAAGGGGUUGUAUAUAUAAACAUUUUUUUAUCCUAAAACAUAAAAUAUAUGUACUUAAAUGUAAUUACAAUUAAUAAUGUAAACAAAUUUAUUUAAAAUGAUUUGAUAAACUCUUGCAAUAUGCACACAUUUUCUACAUGUUUUAAAUAUUUCUUAUUUUAAGCAAGCAUAAUUUUUUUUACUGAGGUGAAAUUGUCAAAUUUGUUUUUAAUUCUAUUUAAGGGUCAAGUCAACAAUAUUUCAGCUAAAUUAAAUGUAUAUAUAUUGAAUUUGUAAGUAAUGUCAUAAAGUAUCAUUUUAUUACUAUGUCUGAAAAAUUCCUUAAAAGGAUAGCAUUUAUGUAUUAUAUAUGAUGUUAUGAAAAACAGUUAAGAGCUGCAGCGAUUUAUAGCUUUUACCAACCUUGUUGACGGAUAAAACUUUGUGUUCAAUUUUUUUUUUGGAUUUUAAUUUGAAUCGGAAACUGGAAUGAUUUUUUUUAAACUGGCUGGUUUGACAAUUAGCUAUCUUUGUGUAAACAAAGUUUGAUGUCUGUGUGUAAAUGAAAUGUUGGUAGAAAAAGUUUUAUAACAAUAACAGUCUGAUGUCUGUAUGUAUUUGAAAUGUUGAUAGAAAAUGUUUUAUAACAGACUGAUGCCUGUGUGUAUUUGAAAUGUUGGUAGAAAAUGUUUUAUAACAGACUGAUGUCUGUGUGUAUUUGAAAUGUUGGUAGAAAAAGUUUUAUAACAAUAACAGUCUGAUGUCUGUAUGUAUUUGAAAUGUUGAUAGAAAAUGUUUUAUAACAGACUGAUGUCUGUGUGUAUUUGAAAUGUUGGUAGAAAGUGUUUUAUAACAGACUGAUGUCUGUGUGUAAAUGAAAUGUUGGUAGAAAAAGUUUUAUUGUUCUAUUUUUUUCUAGUAAACAUAAUGUUAAAAUUCAUAAUUAAAAAUAAUUAAACUAUAA
Physella acuta is the source of this 4287-nucleotide messenger RNA. RefSeq names its product structural maintenance of chromosomes protein 5. Gene Ontology annotation, biological process: double-strand break repair via homologous recombination. Lineage: Eukaryota; Metazoa; Mollusca; Gastropoda; Physidae. The record is from RefSeq and is a predicted model, not a curated record. Gene Ontology annotation, molecular function: single-stranded DNA binding; ATP hydrolysis activity. Gene Ontology annotation, cellular component: Smc5-Smc6 complex; nucleus.